AUGGAACCUCUCAUAAUCAACGUCAACGGGGAAUCAAGCAUCACCCGCCUUGCCGACCAAGGUUCCCUCCGACUUACAGUCGAAUGCGAGGGUUCAGACCUCGAAACGGUAUCCAAAGAUGUCAUUUCACGGUCUAACAAACUCAGCGAACUCUUCAAAAAACUAUCCCCAAAAUCCAACGACGGCACUGCUACCGCCGACGCGGCGGUAACCAAGUUCGCCUCUACUUUCCUCCGCACGAGGAACUACACUAUCCACGACAAGGAUAACAAGCCCUUGCGCAAGGUGUACCAAGCCUCCAUGUCGCUGACCAUUGUGUUCCGUGAUAUCACCAAACUCAGCGAGGUGGUGGGCCAACUUGUGACAUACUCUAAUGUCGAAAUCAGUGCGAUUGACUGGAGUUUGAGCGAGGCUACGCAGAAGGAUCUGCGCGCGCGAAUGCGCAAAGAGGCUAUUCAUGAUGCGAUUGCUAAAGCCAAUGAUUAUGCCGAGGAGGUGGGGAGGGAAGUGUAUCCUGUGGAGAUCAUCGACGGCGGGCAAAAUGCUGUUGCGCAGUAUGCUCCUCCCGGGAGAUCUCUCUUUGGUGGUGGCGGUGGUGCCGUUGCCAUGAGGAGUAGUGUGAAAGGGGGAGGAGGUCUGUUUGGUAGUAGUGCUGCUACUUCUAACCGCCCAGAGCUUUCUGAGACUCUUGAUCUUUCUCCUCCGGAUAUUCAAGUUACGAGCUCGGUGUCUGUUAGGUUUCAGUCUGUCCCUGACAAAUGA
Molecule: messenger RNA, 762 nt
Organism: Penicillium cataractarum
Lineage: Eukaryota; Fungi; Ascomycota; Eurotiomycetes; Eurotiales; Aspergillaceae
Product: SIMPL domain-containing protein
Exons: 1
Coding region: 1-762 (253 amino acids)
Biological process (GO): DNA damage response
Cellular component (GO): external side of plasma membrane
Source: RefSeq, a predicted model, not a curated record